Messenger RNA from Chionomys nivalis (European snow vole), 4833 nucleotides. It is a transcript of the gene Yipf6, whose product is annotated as Yip1 domain family member 6. NCBI's taxonomy places the organism in Eukaryota, Metazoa, Chordata, Mammalia, Rodentia, Cricetidae. The transcript is spliced from 8 exons. Gene Ontology annotation, cellular component: trans-Golgi network; membrane. Gene Ontology annotation, biological process: endoplasmic reticulum to Golgi vesicle-mediated transport. Bases 69 to 776 code for a protein of 235 amino acids. The record is from RefSeq and is a predicted model, not a curated record.
UUGUGCCCGCCUGCAUUCGACUGUUUCGCAAAGACUCAUGGGAGCAACCCGGACGAAGGUGUGUCGAGAUGGCGGAAGCCGAGGAAUCGCCUGGAGAACAUGAGACAGCGACGCCUAGGCCUUUGUUCGCGGGCCUUUCUGAUAUAUCAAUUUCACAAGACAUUCCAGUAGAAGGCGAGAUUACUAUUCCCAUGAGAGCUCGUGCUCGAGAACUUGACAACUCCACACUAAAUGAGUCCGUUCGCCAUACCAUCAUGCGUGAUCUAAAAGCUGUGGGGAAGAAAUUUAUGCACGUUUUAUAUCCAAGGAAAAGUAAUGCUCUGUUAAGAGACUGGGAUUUGUGGGGCCCAUUAAUACUGUGCGUGACACUUGCAUUAAUGCUACAAAAGGGUUCUGUGGAUGGAGAAAAAGAUGGAGGACCACAAUUUGCAGAAGUUUUUGUUGUUGUCUGGUUUGGAGCAGUCACAAUUACACUCAAUUCAAAACUUCUUGGCGGAAACAUUUCUUUCUUUCAGAGCCUAUGUGUGCUGGGAUACUGCGUACUUCCUUUGACUGUUGCAAUGCUGAUUUGCCGGCUGGUGCUUUUGGCAGGGCAGGGCCCAGUAAAUUUUAUGAUUCGGCUUUUUGUGGUAGUGGUAAUGUUUGCUUGGUCUGUGAUCGCAUCUACAGCUUUUCUUGCUGACAGCCAGCCUCCCAAUCGGAAAGCUCUUGCUGUGUAUCCAGUCUUCUUAUUCUAUUUCGUGAUCAGUUGGAUGAUACUCACGUUCACCCCAUAGUGGAUCUGGAUACAGACAUUGAAAACCAGUGAACUGAAGGCUCACCCAAAAGAACAGUUUACCACGACCAACUCCCCCACUCUCUUAUUCAAUUCUCGAGGUAUUAAAAGGGAGCCACGUAGUACUGUUGUCAUUUAUAUAAGGAACUGAUAUUUGCAAGGCUGUCCUUUUCCUCUUAAUGUUAUUUUUUUCAAAUACAUGUGCAUACCACACAUAGCAAAAUGCCUCCUUAAGGCAUGAUGAAGUUACUAUGAUCCAUUAGGGUGACAACCAGUGACCCGAAGAGCAAGUGGAUCCACUCUGCAAAUUAAAAUGGGUUGGUGACCAUCUUCAGCUUGGAGAAUAUUUGUUCAGGUGCAACUCUUAAACACAUUGCCUUAUGACUAUUAGAAUAUGCCUCUUUUCAUAAAUAGUAAUAGUCUGUAUCCAUUUUCUUUUUCUUUUCUCCCCCAAACUUAAGAGGGCAAAGAUAGAGGUUAGGUAGGAGAUUUAUAGAUGUGGGAGGAGAAAAUAUGUAUUAACUAAUUUUCAGAUUUUGAUCAGAGGUAGUGCUAUACUUGGUUUGUUUGUUUUUAAGCAAAUGGCAUUUAAGAAUGAGCUUUUAAAAAGUAUUUUUGUAUAGUUAUUUUUUUGUCAUGUGUAACAGUACCUCGGUUAAGACUCUAGUUUUUAAUCUUUCUUCCAUAUCCUGAAUAUACAGUGCUAGCAGUCAUACAUGCAACUUUCCUUCAAAGUUCUCAGUGGUUCAAUGUUUGGGCUUUUCUAAGUAGCAGAGGAUAGAAAUCUAGGUUCAUGGUUUGUAAUACAUAUUGUCAUGUGGGCACCUUCUUUUAAGGUAUAGUUAUAUAUUACAUAGCUAAAUGGACCUAUUCAUUAUUUUGUAUGGUCCAGCCUCAGACUAGAAAGAAAGGCUACAACAGAAGUGUGCAUUUAUCCAAAUGGACACCAAAUCUAGUGUUCUGAGGCCUAGGUAACAGAAGGAUGUCUAUGUAACGUGCAAAGGUUGAGUUGAGUUUACAGCUGAUGCCUUUCCCGUAGUGGGCUCAGCAAUUUUUUCAUUUUAUGUGUGUAUAUAUAUAUAUAUAUAUAGUUUUGUUUUAUUUGUUUUGGCUGGGGAAUAGCAAUUGAUUUUGUAUUUUAGACAUUAUUUGUAAACCUAAUUAGCUCCCCCUUAGAUAUGUACAUUUUGCACAUGUGCACCUACCUGUACUCUAAUAUUUAUGCAUACAAAUGUGAAGGCUUUUCAGGGAACAGAACAUCUGAGACAGGCUAAUCUCAACUAAACAGGACUCCUAUAAGGUAGUAAGAACGGUUGUCUUCUAUGUUUCAGUUGAAGAACUCUAAUAGACAAAGAUUAGGAGUCAGAGACCAUUCAUUGUAAAUACGCAAUUGCUUAUAGUGAUAGCAAUUCUUAUUCUGUGUGUUUUCUUUAUCGUAGAGUUUAAAUAUUUAUUGAUUUUGUAUUUAAAGACUACCUUCAUAUAAAUAUAUGAUUCUAAAAACAUAAUUUUCCCCAUUCUCAGAGUAACCAAAUGAGCAACACUAGGCCAAAUGGGUUCAUAUGGGAUGAGUUACAAAGCAUUACUGGGCUUAUCUUCUCUGUUUCAGGCUUGUCUAAAGGUUUGGGGGUAUAUAUUUGAAUUCAUUAUAAUUUAUCUUUUAAAUUAUAAACCCUGUGAGGAUAAAUCAAGUGUUUUACUCUUGAGCUACUAAAGGAAAAAUUUUUGAGAUUUGUCAUAAACUAUCUCUUUCCACUCUGAAAAAGCUUCCCACUCAAAUAUCUUUCAUAACGGCCAGGAGCUGGGCAGCAGGAACGCAGUCCGCAGCUCUCACAACACCCAAGUAAUUAUAAUAUUGAAGAGGUAACUAUACUUCUCAAAGGAGAUUUAGUCUCUACUGGAUUUUACUCAGGUGAAACAUUUACUCUGAAAUUCCGAAGGCCACGAUUUAAGGGAAUUUGGAGGGUUAAGCACAUUGGCUCUAAGGCAACGUGGUCCUAUUGGUCUGUUGCUCUUGGGUGACUUGAGAAUGGUUUUGUGUAGUUGAAAUGUAGGGCUGAGGGUGUAGUUCCAUGUAGAGCAUUUGCCAGGCAUGCACAGUACUCUUGCUUCAAUCCUUGGCAUUGCCAACAAAAGUGGCUAAGCUAUAGGAUUGAUUACUUUUUUCUAGAAUUGAAUGAUUAAAGGAUAUAAUUAUUUUUAAUAUAUGCAAAAGGUCUUGCUUUCUGUGGCAAGUGAAGCCCUGAGUCUGGAAGCUUUUCCUGGUUUGCUGCAAAGGUUGAUUUUAGAAAUGAAGACUGGAAGGGCAGAAGCCUGCAACAGAGGAACUCCUGUUCUAGGUUAUUGACAUUUCAUGCUUCUGGUGAAUUUCAAGCUUUUGAGUAUCCCUGCAGAAUGUGCGUGGGUAUUAUAGCCAGCUUGGAUGAUCACCUGCUGCUUCUACAUCUGAGACCAUGACACUUGUUAUGGUCUCAACUGACAAAUGGCUUAGCAAAAGGAAAGGUGAAAACUUGAUUUAAUUAGUGUUCAGAUUACAAAAACUCUAUUGAUGACAACAUAUUUAAAUGUUCUGAAUGGUCUUGAAAGUCAUCAUCAAAUAUUGAUUUUUUUUGGUGUGUGUAUGUUUUGUUUGGAUUUUGGCCUCAAAGAUAUGUAAGUUAAAUUUGAUCUUUUCAUUGUGUUGUGGGAAUUUUUUUGUUGGGCAAAGUAAAAUAGCAUGAGACUGGUAAUCUUUUCUGUUGACUAUGUCUUUUAUAAAUAGUACCCCCAGAAAUGUGAUUAGAAGGCUAGUGAGUCUGAACUUGGGGAUAUAGUCUGAUGACUUACUACAUUUGAGAUGCCUGCUUAUUUCUGGAGAUGAGAAUGAAAAUUUGUCAGUUGAUAUUUUCGGGUACCAUCAAGUUAUCCAUUGCAUGCUGAUGUUUUAGUCCGGUUUGAGCACUGAAGUGAUCCUUAACUAGGCUGUCAGUUUCUGAGAUGGUUGGGUGGAAAUAAAUGUAUGAAUGUUGUUGGAUCCAUGUAUGUAAAUUAGAGAUCCUUUUCUAGAUUCGGUGUGCUUUUGUUACGAGUAUAGAACUGAUGGGGACAAUAAUUUUAUGAUUAUUAAUAGCUAACACUUAUUGGGCACUUAUAUAUAUAUAUAUAUAUCAGUUUACUAUUCUACUUUUAAAAGACUUUUUGCAAUAGCUUUAUUCAAGUACACUUUACCAUGAAACCCAUUUUUUCAAAGUGUACAAUUCAGUGAUUGUUACUAUAUUUAGAGUUCCACAACCAUGUCUUGUAUCUAACUUGAGAGAGUCUGUCUUUAUCACUGCAGAGAAACCAGUCACUCCUGUUCUCUAGUCACCUUCAGUCCUUUCAACUACUAGUCUACUUUCUGUCCAUUCUUCUGGUUAGGUACUAUUUGUAGUGCUUGCUCUAUUUCCUCCAUUCCUCAACAGAAUGUACUAUAAUUCUUAUUUUACAGUAGAAAAUUGAGGCACAGAAAUUUAAGUAAUUGUCCAAGGUCAUGCAGGAAGUGAAGUUAUAAUAAGAACACAUUAGAUGAGAUGCAGUUUGAAUUGCACUGUUAGGCACAUGAAAUGAAUGCAUUCCUUCCUGGGGUGUGUCUUGUGUUACUAACCUUUGCACCCUAGAACUGACUGGAGACAGAUGUGUCUUGUUCUUUUUACUACUUUAUAAUUUCCUGUUUCACAUAUACAUAGCCUGUUUUUUCCUCAAAGUUUGAAGACACAACUUCUUUUCCUUUUCCUAGAGAGAUGGUUAAUGCCUCAAAUUGUAACAUCUCUUCAGGUGUUUAUAGUAUAGGGAUGUAUCUGGUCACAUAGGGUACUGGGUAUGUUUCUAAGAUUUAAGAUUAAAGUCAUUCGAGAACUGAAUGACUUUCUAUUUGGGUAAAUGUGAAGAGAAAGAAGACUUUGCCUUAAUGAAGCUUGUUCAUUUCUGGUCUUCUUUGCUAUUCUACUUUAAUCCUGGUCUUUCCUAUAAACAAUAAACCUGUGCAAAAAAACCUGUAAAAUGGUUUGUGAAUGUUAUAUGUGUCAAUAAAAACACUGGAA